AUGAGUGGUCGCAAUGUUCGUGGCAAACGAAUAGGGAAGAUAAGCAACGAUUAUAGAAGCAAUAUGUCGGAAGUUCGUAAAAAUACAAGUUCCAUUAUACAGACCGAACGACGGCAAUACUAUGCUCAGUACACAAAGGCAUUAGCUACACCUUCAGUUGAUUAUCCGGAUUUCAGUACUGAUGGCUCACCGUCAACAAUACCAGAGGAAUUUGAUAUGCAUUUUUUUAAGGAAUCACUAGAUGGCGAACUCGAAAACAAUCAAGAGGAGGAACCAGUCACUAACGGUGCUAAAAAAAAUAAUGAGGUGCUUGAAUCGGAAAAUACUUAUCUCGGUGAGGAGAUUAAUCAAAAACUGAAGGCUGUACAAUUUGACAAUUUUGUUGUAAAUAAUGUAAGAGUGGACAGAGAAAUGAAUAAUCCUGUUUCAGGUUCAGAUGGCGAACUCGAACAGAAUAUGGAGACUACAAAAGUAACUGACUCCGCUGAUAAUUAUUCUGAAAUUAAAAAUACUAUUCCAGGCGAGGAGCUUGAACAAAAUAUAGACACAGUAGAAGAUUCCGUACAAAAUGAAAACGACAUAAAUUUUAUUAACAUUGAAGAAUGUGUGACCAACAAUCCUAUUGACAGAGAAUUAUCUCGACAGCGUGAUUUUGUUAGCAAGUGUAUAAAAGAAGUGAAACAAAAGUACUCACUACACAGUGAGAAUAGCAAACGAUCGCUUAAUUUGGCAUAUCACUUCAUCGUGGAUUCUGAAACAACCAGAGUUUGCAAACGAUUUUUCCAAGCGACUUUAGAUAUUGGACAUUCUUUUAUUACUACAAUAAAAAAGAAAAGCACGUCCACUGGUACUGUUUUAGAAGAUAUGCGAGGAAAAUGUAGUAAAGGAAACAGUUUACCAGAUACAAUUAAGAAUGGAGUACGUGAACAUAUCAAUACAUAUCCCAGAAAGGAGUCCCACUACUGUCGAUCAAGUACAAGAAGGGAAUAUUUAGAUGGUGAUUUAAAUUUGUCGUUAAUGUAUCGACAGUAUAAAGAAUGGUGUGUUGCGAAUGAAAAACCUUUAGCAAAGAAGGGAACGUAUGAACAUAUUUUCAUAACAGAAUUUAAUAUAUCAUUUUAUAGACCCAAAAAAGAUCAGCGUUCUUUAUGUUGCUCUUAUAAUAACAUGACAUCUGAAGAUAAAUUAGAGCUGGAGUCUGCCUAUCAAACUCAUCUUCAAGCAAAGGAAAUGUGUAGGGGUGAAAAAAAGGUGGAUAUAGAGUUAUGUCAAAUGGACGAAAGCAAAGUCAUUUGUUGCUUUGACAUGCAGGCAGUUUUGCAAACCCCAGCAGGCAACGAUUCUCUUUUCUUUUAUAAACGGCGACUCAAUGUAUACAAUUGCACUGUUUACGACAUAACGAAAAAGACAGCACACUGCUAUUUGUGGGACGAAACGUUGGGUGGAAAAGGUUGUGACGAAGUUGGAACUUGGAAAACAUGUACUAUUUUACACAGAUAAUUGUUCUGCGCAGAACAAAAACAAAUAUUUAUUGGCUCUAUACCAUUAUGCAAUGAAAGUAUUUCAAAUACAGUCUAUUACUCACAAAUAUUUUAUAGUAGGUCAUACACAGACUUUAACCAACAAAUUCAGGACGCGACCACCAAUUUCUGAUUUAAAAAAGAAGGAUCUUAUUUCACUUUGCCAAUCAAAAGUCAUACCUAGGGUAUAUUGGGAUUAUUAUGAAAACCUGCCGGCUUCGUCAGAGCUUAACGUCGAAGUUGAUAAUGGUGAAGAGGAAUAA
This is a messenger RNA of Chilo suppressalis (striped riceborer), 1783 nucleotides long. The record is from the annotation of a GenBank genome assembly. NCBI's taxonomy places the organism in Eukaryota, Metazoa, Arthropoda, Insecta, Lepidoptera, Crambidae.